GUUGCCAGUCAUCCCCCUGCAGAGUCUCAGACUUCAGCUAAUUGGAUGUGAUAAUCUCCCAUUUAUUUUAUUAAACAACUUGAUCCUUUUCCUUUUUGCAUGAUUCCGUCGCUCAGCCUCUUUAACCAUCACACUAAUGUCUGAAAAAGCAGUUAAGAGCAUUUAAGACUAUUGGAAACAGAGACAGGGGUUAAAACCAGAAUAAUAAAAUCUCAGACAGAAACCACAAACUCGCUCAACUUCAUUUCUUUUAUACUUGUGGCAGAACUGCAGGCUGUUUUGUUAUUUUCCAUACAAAAUCUGAUUUUUUUUACUCAGUUAUGAUGUCCAGAACCGAUGAUGGUUAAAUUUUCUCCAUAGGGGUGCAGAUCAUCUCCUAUAGGAGUGAUGCUUACACAUCAUCUUAACUUAAAAUAAUCAAACCAUCAGCUGAUUAAUGAGUAAUCCAUUCACGUAGUUGCUAUAAAUUCGAUGCUCUCGUUUUAAAGAGGUGGGAUCUCCUCUUUUUUAGCCACCAAUCUCCGUCCGUUUGCCUCCAUCCCGACUUUUUAUUGCCUCUUCUUCAAAGAGCUCGUAAGCUAUAAUUAGGGGGCGGGGCCUCGGAGUCUCAAAACACUUCCCGGCGUGAGAGCCCGACUUCUUCCAAACUGUCCCGGGACUCGGAGCUGCGCCUCUCCCCUCUGCUUCCACGGGAUUUUGUUUCUCAGGGAUGGCCGCAUCUAUUCUGGAGGUAGGAAGUAUAAUUGAAGACGCACGCUAUGGCUCCAGUCCUCUGGCUAUGUUAACUGCUACCUGUAACAAGUUUGGCAGCACCAGCCCCGUCAGGGAUUCGGCUACACCCGAUAAGACCAGCACCACCACUCAAGUAAAGAAGCCGUACGCCAUGACCUCUGACCUUCAAACGGCUAAAAUCGGGCGGACGACGGACGCCAGUGGCCUGGCGGACUCCUACACUGGCUCCUUCACCACAGCUGGAGGAGGCGGCGGUGGCGGUGGGCUGCUUACUCCAUCUGGAAGCCCCCCUUCUUCAGCUGGAGGCUACUCGACAGAAUAUAACCCCUUCUCCCACUCUUUCCAGACCUCAGUCUCCCAGGAUCCGUCUCUCCUUGUGUCUAAAGCCCACGCCACAGCCGACUGCCUCAGCAGCGUGUACACCUCGCUGGAUAUGACGCACCCUUACGGCUCCUGGUACAAGACCGGAAUCCACCCCGGCAUUACUUCUGCCCCAGCUAACUCUACGUCCUCCUGGUGGGAUGUCCACCCCAAUUCUAACUGGCUGUCUGCAACACAGCCCCAAGCUGACGGAGGUCUCCAGGCCUCGCUGCAGCCUGUAGCCCCACAAGCGUCCCUCAGCCCCCAGCUGCCGAGCUACAGCACCGACUUUACGACUCUCAACCCAGCGCCGUACCCCUCAGUAGGGCUGGGGUCCUCCUCACAUCUCCUCCAACCCUCCCAGCACAUGUUGCCCCAGGACAUGUACAAGCCCAAGCCUGUACCAAGCACAGGGCUAAUUGAGAGUCCCAUGGGCCUUAAGCCCACCAGGGGGUCAGGAGGUUAUAGCGGCGGUGGGACGCCUGGCAGAUCCUCAUGCGACUGCCCCAACUGUCAGGAGCUGGAGAGGCUGGGAGCCUCGGCGGCAUCUCUAAGGAAGAAACCGGUCCACAGCUGCCACAUCCCAGGGUGUGGGAAGGUCUACGGCAAGGCCUCCCACCUGAAGGCCCACCUGCGCUGGCACACCGGCGAGAGGCCCUUCGUUUGCAACUGGCUGUUCUGCGGGAAGCGCUUCACCCGCUCCGAUGAACUGGAGAGGCACGUGCGCACCCACACGCGGGAAAAGAAGUUCACCUGCUUGCUGUGCAACAAGCGCUUCACACGCAGCGACCACCUCUCCAAGCAUCAGAAGACCCACGCUGACUCUGCAAUGCAGGGCAAAGCCGGGGCUGUGGAGGGAGACACAGACCCUCGGGGGGAAGACACCCCAGAGCUCAACUCCAGCACGGCGCCGGCCAAUCCCGUCACCGACCAGAUCACCGCCGGAGAGGAAAAGACUGGCACGCCUAAUGGAGUGGAGAACAGCAGUGGAUUGUUGGAGAUCUGACUGCUUUAAGGCUUCUUUCCAACACAUUUCUACACGAUAGAACCUUUUUUUCAAAUGAAAAUAGUUCUUUAAAAACAUAUAGACGUCUUGAAACAAUGUUGGAAAAAACUGACAUUCAUUUUCUCUGGAACACACAUAAACACAACACGCGCACAAGUCCACAUUUGCAUAACUGCGAACAAAUGUGCCAGCGCAUAUAAAUACAUUCAUGCAUGCCCACAAAAAUAUGCGUGUUCAGAAACACAUACAAGUAAACACGCUUGUGCAUGCACACAUCUUGAAGUCUGCUCACAUUUUCUGCCUUUCAAAUGAGACAAACCACUGAGGAAAUUGAAUCUGAAAAAAAGCAGAAGGAAAAGAACUCUGAGGCUGCAAAGAAUGACGGAGUUGGAGCUGUGCAUGCCAAGAGAACACUUUAAUUUAAAACUGUAUUCUGACAUCUACCACACAAUUGUCACAACCACCUUGAUGUAAAGAAUAUUUGUCUUUUUGUUUUGUUUUGUCUAAUUUAAUUACAUAUUUACAUGAAUAAUCUAAUUUAUGUCUUAAAUUAUACACAUGGGAGAUGAUUUCUUGCAGAAAAAUUUAGCUAAGAGGAAAAAAUAUGGUUGAAGACGGCCAAAUAAAAAUAAAAUGCAUUAAAUUAAGACGUUUUUUUCUUAUUUAUUAGUUAAACUGUGGAGCUUGAAGGGAAUGUUUUUUAGUUAUUAUUUAUGGAUCUUGAAUUUUUAAUAUUUUUCUGUAUCAUCUUAGAAUUGUUGGGUCUUCCACACCUGAAAUGCAAUGACUUAGAGAUGCUUUUUUUAUAAUCAAUGCUAUAAAUUGAUUAGAUUUUCUUAAAUGUAAUAUUUUUCUACUUUAGUGUGUCUUCUUUGUGAAUCUUGGAAAUUCAAAAAUUCACUUCAAUUAAAAGCGAUAUAAUUAAUCAAGCUUUGUGUCUUUAAUGGUAUGGUAGACAUGAGCUGCCGCUGUUUACUUUGCUGUGUAAAAAUACUUUGUGUAGUGAUGAAAAAUCUCAAAGAGGUACAGAGUGUAAAGUUUUUGGUGUGGAAUCUUGACAAUUUUGGUGCUUUGAAGAGUAAAGAUGUUACAAAAAAAAAACAUUUUUUGUUCUUAUUUCUGUGACUUCUCUGCCACCCUAAUCCAUGAUCCCCUCACUUACUGUCCUUCUUUUCAUAUCUUUCCACCUCAAUAUGGCUAAGCAAAUACUUUCAUUAUCUUCUGAGGGACAAACAAAGCCAUUCACCAAAUUGAAGUCCUACAAUGACCCCCUUUCAGGGAGCCACUGUAGUUAUACACAAGACAAUUACUCCACUCUCCAGCCCGAGAGGGGUAAUUACUGCGAGCAAUGCUUCAGCGGAGUCAGGACAGGAGAAGAGAUUAACUUGAAGGUGCAUUGUUUGUUGGAAGAAGUGGUCAAACAAAAGACCCCAAUUAAGGCAGGAUGUCGGACCAAAGAAGGGGGAUAUGUGGAGAAACGAAUGGAGAAAAGAUCUGCGUUUUGGUUAAGUCACAAAGUGGCACUUGUCCAUCUUUACGACACAGUUCCUGUCGAGUUUUUACAAACUCAUAAAAAUACUUCAGUUGGGAGGAUGUCCUGCACUGUAUUCAAAGAUAGCUUCAAGGGAUCCCUCAGACAGAUGAACAAUUUAUUCUAGUGUUAAAUCUGAUGAUUAAUCAGACUUUGUGGAAAACUGCUCCAAAAAAAAAAAAAAAAGAGAGAGAGAAACAUGAAGGAAAACACAAAGAAAACACAGAAGCAGUUGGAACCCCCAAGAGUUGUUGUAACAUUUACACUUCUCAGGCUGUAUGGUUCCAAUUUGGGCCCUCUAAUGAGCUGUAGUUGAGGUCAAUUUAUAUAAAACAUCUCUGGACCCACUCUGUCAUCAAGGACCAGCGUGUUUAUGGUGGUCUGAAGUGGCCACAUGGUUGAGUCCGCAGCAUAAAAGGCGAGCACGGGGAAUGGGUAUGGCUAGGGUGUGCCAGGCUAGCAAGUGGAGGGGGGUUAAGAAGAAGACGGUCAGUGGUUAAAAAAAAAAAAAAAUCUUCGUUUUUCCCUUCUGCUGUUCUAAAAUACACUCCUUCAGCAGUGGCGGUGGCAAAACUUUAUUUUUACUUCUUUUAUUUAAAAAGCCAGGAAAUGUUAAAUGUUGCUUCAAAUAAGGUCAUAAAAAAGAAAAUAUACAUGUACUGGCACAUGGAAGUGAAAGCAGAAACCAGACAAUCUGUUCCAUAUGGCAUGCCCACAAGAACCCAUUUCUUCUAUUUACAAAAUCAAAUCACCACAGAUUUAAUAAAAAAGAAAAAAA
Messenger RNA from Oryzias melastigma (Indian medaka), 4407 nucleotides. RefSeq names its product Sp7 transcription factor (gene sp7). Gene Ontology annotation, molecular function: DNA-binding transcription factor activity, RNA polymerase II-specific; RNA polymerase II cis-regulatory region sequence-specific DNA binding. Bases 710 to 2098 code for a protein of 462 amino acids. Lineage: Eukaryota; Metazoa; Chordata; Actinopteri; Beloniformes; Adrianichthyidae. The record is from RefSeq and is a predicted model, not a curated record. Gene Ontology annotation, biological process: regulation of transcription by RNA polymerase II. The transcript has 2 exons.